GCCUCCUAAUAUCGAAGAACGAUAAGGCCCGAUAGGUUCCGAAGAUUUUUCCUUGUUUUUCCCAACAUUAUUAACAACAAAAUAAUAGCGGGCCGAAUUGCGCAUAAUACAAUUGCAGUCGCCCGCAGUUGCCAGCAUUGCAAACACAGCCGGAAAAUCAAGGAAGCGCAAAAUUUAGGCCAAACCAAAUUCGCAGUGACCGUUGAAAAUCAAAACAAGUGAAAAGCCACACAAAAAAGAAGGAGAAAAACGUUAACUAUGUCUGACAACAACAGCGGAUCCGGCGGCGGAGGAGGCGGUGGCUCCGGGAACAACAAUAGUGCUAAUAGCGGGAAGAACUCGACUCACAGGAUCGAUGAGUCGUCGCCCAGUGCCAUUACCAAUCGAUUGCUGGGCCAAUGGCGCAAGAAUUUCUACAGCGAACCGAAGAAUCUGCUGGCGCAGAACGUCUGCUCCCGGGUCGAUCCCUUCGAUGUGUGCCUUUCGAGGAAGGCACUGGAGACCACCAACCAUGUGUUCAACUACAAGGUGGAGACCGAGGGCAAGCCGGUGACCAACCAAAGGAGUUCCGGCCGCUGCUGGCUGUUUGCGGCCCUCAAUUGCAUCCGCCUGCCAUUCAUGAAGAACUACAAUCUGGACGAGUUCGAGUUCUCGCAGGCCUUCCUCUUCUACUGGGACAAGAUCGAGCGGUGCAACUAUUUCCUUAAUAACAUCGUGAAGACGGCGCAGCGGGGCGAGAAGGUGGACGGCCGGCUGGUGUCCUUCCUGCUACUCGAUCCCACCUCCGAUGGCGGCCAGUGGGACAUGCUGGUCAACCUGAUAACCAAACACGGCCUCAUGCCAAAGAAAUGCUUCCCAGAGAGCUUUAGCUGUGAGUCCAGCAUACGAAUGAACGCCAUACUGAAGAGCAAGCUCCGGGAGUACGCCCGUCACUUGCGCGAACUGCUAGACCAGAACCCAACGGAUGAGGAGAUCGCCUGUAAGAUCCAGGAGCAGAUGGCUGAGAUCUACAAGGUGGUGGGUAUCUGCCUGGGAAUUCCCUCGGAGACUUUCACCUGGGAGUACUACGACAAGAGCAAGAACUACCAAUCCAUUGGACCAGUCAGCUCGCUGGAAUUCUACGAGCGCUAUGUGAAGCCGCACUUCAACGUGGAGGACAAGGUGUGCCUGGUCACCGAUCCUCGGCCGACGAGUAGCUAUGACCAGGCCUACACUGUCGACUGUCUGGGGAAUGUGGUUGGCGGUCGUCCCGUCCUGUACAACAACCAGUCGGUGGAACUGCUCCUGGCCAUGGUCACCAAGUCGCUGAAGGCCGGCGAAGCCGUUUGGUUCGGCUGCGAGGUCAGCAAGCGAUUCGCCUCCAAGCAGGGCAUCGAGGAUGUGGACGUCCACGAUUUCAAGCUGGUCUUUGACAUCGACAUUCAAACUACAUUCUCCAAGGCGGACCGUCUGAUCUAUGGCGAAUCGGCCAUGACCCAUGCCAUGGUUUUCACCGCCGUCUCCGUGGACAAGAGUGGCGUUGCCCAGAAACUGCGGGUGGAGAACUCGUGGGGCGAGGAUCGUGGCGAGAAGGGCUACCUGGUGAUGAACGCCGACUGGUUCAGGGAGUUUGGCUUCGAGGUGGUGGUGGACAAGAAGUACGUGCCCGAGGAUGUGCUGCGCGUGUUCGACAUGGAUCCUAUCGUCCUCCCUGCCUGGGAUCCCAUGGGCACGCUGGCGCAGUAGGCCGGCAUCCAAAUAUAUAUUUAAAUACAAUAUAUACAAAGCUUUACGAGCAGCAAUCUUCGAGCGGCAUCCAAGUGGCUCGAGUUACCAGCUUUCAGUUUUUGUGUACAUUAUUUUUCUCUGGCCAGUUGCCACAUUUUUACGAGCUCCACCCGCACCGCCCGAUCCCCGCAGGUGUAUGCAUAUGCAAUAUAUCAGUCCAAGUUCCCAGUCCUUGUCAAUUCUGUAAAACAAUCAUUUUGUGUUUAGCGCCUAAGUAAAAAAAAUAUCUCAGUUCUAUCCCAAA
Molecule: messenger RNA, 2011 nt
Organism: Drosophila suzukii
Lineage: Eukaryota; Metazoa; Arthropoda; Insecta; Diptera; Drosophilidae
Product: bleomycin hydrolase
Biological process (GO): proteolysis; L-homocysteine catabolic process; response to toxic substance
Cellular component (GO): cytoplasm
Molecular function (GO): cysteine-type aminopeptidase activity
Source: RefSeq, a predicted model, not a curated record